This is a messenger RNA of Equus quagga, 572 nucleotides long. It is a transcript of the gene RPS26, whose product is annotated as ribosomal protein S26. The coding region runs from base 156 to 503 and encodes 115 amino acids. Gene Ontology annotation, biological process: translation. The transcript is spliced from 4 exons. The record is from RefSeq and is a predicted model, not a curated record. Gene Ontology annotation, molecular function: mRNA binding; structural constituent of ribosome. NCBI's taxonomy places the organism in Eukaryota, Metazoa, Chordata, Mammalia, Perissodactyla, Equidae. Gene Ontology annotation, cellular component: ribosome; cytosolic small ribosomal subunit.
GAACGCUGAACAAUGAAGAAAAUCCAAGUAAAGCAGGUUGCUAUUCUUGGCGAUGGAGUCUUCUAUGGAGUCUUCCGGCGUGAGCGUAGGGAUCUCGCGCUAUAUAAGAGAGCCGGGCCAGGCCUCGGAUCCUCUCUCGGGUCCGCGUUCUCAAGAUGACCAAGAAAAGAAGGAACAACGGUCGUGCCAAAAAGGGCCGCGGCCACGUGCAGCCUAUUCGCUGCACCAACUGCGCUCGAUGCGUGCCCAAGGACAAGGCCAUUAAGAAGUUCGUCAUUCGAAACAUAGUGGAGGCCGCAGCCGUCAGGGACAUUUCGGAAGCGAGUGUCUUCGACGCCUACGUGCUUCCCAAGCUGUAUGUGAAAUUACAUUACUGUGUGAGUUGUGCCAUUCACAGCAAGGUAGUCAGGAAUCGCUCUCGUGAAGCCCGGAAGGACCGAACACCCCCACCCAGAUUUAGACCUGCAGGUGCUGCUCCACGACCUCCGCCAAAGCCCAUGUAAUGAGCAAAGUCCUUAAGGACUGAAGGAGAAGCUCCCUCUGGAAAAUAAUAAAAUGGAAAUUACACUUUA